Molecule: messenger RNA, 2546 nt
Organism: Chiloscyllium plagiosum (whitespotted bambooshark)
Lineage: Eukaryota; Metazoa; Chordata; Chondrichthyes; Orectolobiformes; Hemiscylliidae
Gene: acmsd
Product: aminocarboxymuconate semialdehyde decarboxylase
Biological process (GO): secondary metabolic process
Cellular component (GO): cytoplasm; cytosol
Molecular function (GO): hydrolase activity; carboxy-lyase activity
Source: RefSeq, a predicted model, not a curated record
GUACACCUCUUAAAGUAAGGUGGAAUAAAUUUAGCGAGCCAUCCGUUUGUAUCAAAGAUCAACAGUCAGAAGUGUCUGAUUUAUAGUUGAUCUGCUUGUUGUACAAGAAUGAAGAUAGACUUACACUGUCACAUCCUGCCCAAGGAAUGGCCCAAUCUAAAACAGAGAUAUGGAUAUGAAGGUUGGGUCCAACUUCACCAUCACUCUGAGGGUGAAGCAAAAAUGAUGAAAGAUGGCAACAUAUUCAGAGUGGUACAAAAAAACUGCUGGGAUCCACAAGUACGGAUUCAAGAAAUGGAUCAAGCAGGUGUAACAAUGCAGGCUCUUUCUACUGUUCCUGUUAUGUUCAACUAUUGGGCAAAACCCAAGGACACCCUGGAUCUGUGCCAUAUUUUGAAUGAUGACAUUGCAGCCAUAGUACGUGAGCACCCAAAGAGAUUCACUGGUCUUGGUACACUGCCCAUGCAAGACCCAGAACUCGCUGUUCAGGAAAUGCAUCGUUGUGUGAAAGAUUUGGGAUUUCCUGGAGUUCAAAUUGGCUCCCAUAUCAACGAUUGGGAUCUGAAUUGCCCAGAACUUUACCCAGUGUAUGCUGCUGCAGAAAAGUUAAAAUGUGCCAUAUUUGUACACCCUUGGGAUAUGAAGAUAGAUGGGAGAAUGUCGAAGUACUGGCUUCCAUGGCUUGUAGGUAUGCCGGCUGAAACAACCACUGCGAUUUGCUGCAUGCUGUUUGGUGGAAUAUUUGAAAGAUUUCCAAAAUUGAAAGUGUGUUUUGCCCAUGGAGGUGGUGCUUUUCCAUACACCAUUGGUAGGAUUGAACAUGGAUUCAACGUCCGCCCUGACUUGUGUGCGAGGGACAACAAGGCAAACCCUCGAAAGUACCUGAACCAUUUUUACACAGACUCAUUAGUACAUGAUCCACUUGCACUAAAGCUGUUGGUGGAAGUGAUAGGGAAAGACAGGGUGAUGCUGGGGACAGAUUAUCCAUUCCCACUGGGAGAACUGAAACCAGGAGCUCUUAUCGAAUCUAUGGAAGAAUUCAGUGAUGAACUUAAAGAUAAGCUCCUCGCCAAAAAUGCACUGGAGUUCCUUGGCUUUGAAAAGAAACAGUUUAUUUGAUGCAUGACGUUUUAAUGUAUUUUAUUCAUCCGGUCAGAAAUAUCUAUACUGUUUGAGACAUAGUUGGAUUUGGCACUCAAUAUAAUCACCUUCCAAAAUGAAAUUGUUGUAAUUCAGUUUAUAGGAUAAGAUGACUACGAUUUUAAAAUUAACAUCUAACCCUGUUUAUUUUAAUUGUUUACUGUGAAACAGCUCUGACUUGUGUUGACCAACAGAAGCAGUCUUUAAAGUCCUUAAAUCUUUAUCAUCAAUUUCAAAUGUUUAGUCAAAAGUUGCAUACUGCUAACAGAAACAGCAAAACUCCAUGGAGGAGAACAAUUAUAUUUAAAAAUUCUAUAUUUGCAUAGAUUUCUUGUCUGCACCAGUUGAAUUCCAGAAUGUCUGGUUAACUUUUUCUCCUAAUUUCCAAUGUUCACAUUUACCGGUAUUAUAAAACCUAUUUUGGGAAUCUUGUUUAAUUUUUUUAAAUAAGGUGUUAAAUGAGAUUUCUAUUUGCCCUCUCAGGCCAAUGCCUCAAAGCAUUAUUUUGAAGAAAGCGCAAUCCCUUGAGCCCUGAGCAAUAUUUAUCCCUCAUUCAACAUCAUAAAUACAGUUUAUGUGACCAUUAUUUAAUCGCUGUUUGUGAGACUUUGCUGCAUACAAAUUAGUUUUCAUGUUUCUGGUAUUGCACUAGUCACUGCACCUCAGAAAUACUUCAUUCACUAAAAGCAGCUUUGGAAAAUUCUAACCUGGUAAAAGACAACAUAUAAAGGUACAUUUUCUUUCAUUACAUCUUUAACGGAGAUGCUUCCCAGCUCUUUACUCUGGAGAAAAAUGACCUUAAAUAAAUUCUACAAAAUACCCUACACUUGGCUUUUCAAUACAAAACAGGCAUGUUUAAAAAAAUGACAGAGUAUUUAAUAUCUGCAUCGCCUCAUCGUGGUAACUUCACAAAGAAUCAGUUCCUAACAUAUUUUUAAUGAUGAUUGAACAGAAAAAAAAACAGCAAUGUAUUAGAAAGGCAAUUUUAACAUAAUCUAUAUAUGGAGCAGCAGUAACAGAAACCAAUGGUAGAAAUAUCAAUUUCAAAUGCUUUGUGAAAAAUUGCAUACUGCUCAGAAAAACAGCAAAACUCCACAAAGGACAACUAAAUUUUAAAAUUUUAUAUUUGCAAAAUAUAGGCCAGUUCUGCUCACCCUUAUCUAUCUGUGAGUAGAUGAAAGUAGUUAUUGUUAAAUAUCAAUAUUAAUUUUAAAGUAACCACUUUAAAGAGAUGGAAUCAACUUGUAUAUUGAGGAUUGUCCAGAGGUCAGGUGCCAAACUGUCCCUAUCCCAACCACACUGAUGCCAGAAAUGUGAAUAUCCCCAUAAAACGCAAAAUGCUAUCUACUAAAACUAUUACGUCUUUCACGUCUUAUUGCACAAUUACAAUAGCAUAAAGUCAUGUA